AUGUAUAAGGGUCUUACUAUCGUGCUUAUUACCAUUUUUGGUAUUGCUAGCGCUUCAAAACAUUUUAACGUUAAAUCCCACAGUAUUAACCAUGCUAUCCAACCACAAGUACGUCUUGAUCUUUGCCCAACAUGUAUUAAUGUUGCUGAUCAAUCCAUUAACAUUUUACUCAAUUUAAUUCUUGAUUCUGGUAUUAUUGGUACAUGUGGUACAUUAUGUCAAGCUUUGGCUGAAAAAACAGGAUCGCAACUCAUUGGCACAAUCUGUGAUUUAGCUUGUGAUGUUGUUGGUAUUGAUGAAUUCAUCAAAUUAAUCGAAAAAGCUGAUCUUGAUCCAAUCUGGUAUUGCGAAAUUGCGAAAUUUUGCCCAAUCAAUGAUCAUGGUGACGCUAAAAUUACCACAUUCUCAGUCUUACCAGCAACUGGCCGUCAAGGAACCACAUUUGCCAUUGAUUUUAGCUAUAUAACAUUGAAUGGAACUGGAACUGGUGAACUCGAUGUUGAUAUUCACACUCCCGAUCGUAUUCCACUUGGUGCUGGUUUCUUACUAGAAGCUAAAAAAGCCGGUACAUACAACGAAAGAAUCAGCGUCAAGGCCGAACCUGAUCCAGAAUGUGAUCCCACACAACAACCAUGCGAAGAAUGGUUGCCAGGAAUUUAUAAUGUAACAGUUCGAAUUUGCAAUGGUGAAUGUGGCUCAAAACACCCACACUCGGCAAUCUAUGACGCAGGUCAUGGUUCAUUCACACUUACUGGUUAA
Molecule: messenger RNA, 759 nt
Organism: Rotaria socialis
Lineage: Eukaryota; Metazoa; Rotifera; Eurotatoria; Philodinida; Philodinidae
Source: the annotation of a GenBank genome assembly